This is a messenger RNA of Mugil cephalus (flathead mullet), 9494 nucleotides long. Its product is annotated as ephrin type-B receptor 1-like. Bases 296 to 3382 code for a protein of 1028 amino acids. Gene Ontology annotation, cellular component: neuron projection; plasma membrane. The transcript has 20 exons. Gene Ontology annotation, biological process: cell surface receptor protein tyrosine kinase signaling pathway; axon guidance; protein phosphorylation. Gene Ontology annotation, molecular function: transmembrane-ephrin receptor activity; protein binding; ATP binding. Lineage: Eukaryota; Metazoa; Chordata; Actinopteri; Mugiliformes; Mugilidae. The record is from RefSeq and is a predicted model, not a curated record.
GUUGAUUGGUUUACGAGCCGCCGUCCUCUCUCCUGAUUGGAGGGAAAGGUGUGAGAAGGAAGAGGGCUGUGAGCGAGGUGGGGAGGAGGAUGAGGAGGAGGAGGGAGGGGGGGAGACGGAGCAGGGAUCCAGCAGCAGCCUUGUCCCCCUUCCCCGUCAGUCCCCGCUGACUCCGCCGGCUUCGCACGCACUAACUGCGGACUGAGAUGUGACUGCUCACCGGAGGAAUACGGCGUCUUUCUGUUGGGAUUUUCAUUUUUUUUUUUUUUUUUUUUUUUUAAAUUUCUUGUGGAUAAUGGGGGAGGACAGACGGAGAGUCGCUGCGGCCACAGCGCCGGCCACUUGGGCAGCCGUGCUUCUCAGUGUGAUUACUUUGGUGUGCGCAGUGGAAGAGACAGUGAUGGAUACAAGGACGGCGACAGCUGAGCUUGGUUGGAUAUCGUUCCCUGCCAAUGGAUGGGAGGAGGUGAGCGGCUAUGAUGAGAACCUCAACACCAUCAGGACGUACCAGGUGUGCAACGUUUUUGAGCCCAGCCAGAAUAACUGGCUCCUCACUACUUACAUCGACCGUCGGGCUGCACAGCGAAUCUACGUGGAGAUCCGCUUCACUGUGCGCGACUGUGCCUCCAUACCCAGCGUCCUGGGGUCUUGCAAAGAGACGUUCAACCUCUACUACCUAGAGACAGACAGGACUGUGUCUGAUGCCAACAAAGGGGUGGAGUACUGGGCCAAUGCUCCCUUCCUGAAGGUGGACACCAUUGCAGCAGAUGAGAGUUUCUCCCAGGUUGAUUUUGGAGGAAGGCUAAUGAAGGUGAACACAGAAGUUAGGAGUUUUGGUCCGCUGUCCAAAGGCAGAGGGUUCCACUUGGCCUUCCAGGAUCUGGGCGCUUGCAUGUCCCUGUUGGCCGUCAGGGUGUUCUACAAGAAAUGCCCCAGCGUGGUGCAGAACUUUGCCUUUUUCCCAGAGACACUGACUGGCGCGGAGUCCACCUCAUUAGUCAUCGCCAGAGGAAGCUGCAUUCCAAACGCUGAGGAGGUAGACGUGCCCAUAAAGCUGUACUGUAACGGAGAUGGAGAGUGGAUGGUGCCCAUCGGUAGCUGCAGCUGCAAGGCGGGAUAUGAGCCGGACAAUAGCAACGUGUGUCGAGCUUGCCCUCAGGGCACCUUUAAGUCGUCCCAAGGGGCAGGAUUAUGUCAGCAAUGUCCGCUCAACAGUCGCUCCACCAUUGAAGCCGCCACCAUCUGCGGUUGCCGGAAUGGCUAUUACCGCGGCGACAUGGAUAAACCAGAGGACAUGUGCACCAGUGUCCCUUCAGCUCCUCGCAAUGUGGUCUCAGUCGUCAACCAGACGUCGGUGCUGCUGGAGUGGCACUCGCCGCGUGACACUGGCCACCGCAGCGACUUGUCCUAUAACAUCUUGUGCCGCCGAUGCCACAGCAGUGAGCGGCGUGCGUGCCAGCCAUGCGAUGACAGCGUGGCCUUCGUUCCAGGCAAACGCAUGUUAAAGGGCACGAGGGUCGAGAUCAGCAAGCUGCGCGCCCACACGUCGUACACCUUUGAAAUACAGGCGGUCAACGGCGUCUCCAACAAGAGCCCUUACCCCGCCCAGCAACUGUCAAUCAACAUUACAACCAAUCAGGCUGCUCCCUCAGUGGUUCCCAUAAUGCACCAAGUGAGCUCAACGAGCCGCAGUUUCUCGCUGUCAUGGCCACCGCCCGAGCAGCCCAACGGAAUUAUCCUCGACUACGAGAUACGAUACUAUGACAAGUCCCAGUGGUCAGUCCUGAACAGCUCAGUGGUCCAGAGCGAGACGCCUAAUGUGGUUCUGGAGGGUCUGAGGCCAGGGACCGGCUACGUGGUCCAGGUGAGGGCCCGCACUGUGGCUGGCUACGGAGCCUACAGCAAGGAGAUGCUGUUCCAAACCCUCACUGACGACGAGUACAAGUCGGAGCUCGGACAGCAGCUCUCCCUGAUAGCUGGAUCUUUAGUAGGUGGGGUGUGUAUCGUCUCAUUGGUUGCUAUCGCCAUCAUCUGUACCAGAAGACGGGGGCUAAAGGAGAGCGUCUACGGUGAUAAGCUGCAGCAGUACAACACAGGAGGAGAAGUGACUCUGAGGCCAGACAUGUUCAGCGGCCCCACUCCCACCGUGACCUUUCCCAGCCUGUCUGAGGGCCACAGCUCGCCAGGGGUCAAGAUCUACAUUGACCCCUUCACCUACGAGGACCCCAACGAGGCCGUCCGGGAGUUCGCCAAGGAAAUCGACUCCUCCUGUGUCAAAAUAGAGGAAGUAAUCGGAUCAGGUGAAUUUGGGGAGGUGUACAAAGGUCGCCUCAAGCCCGUCGGGAAAAAGGAGAUUCCCGUGGCCAUCAAGACGCUGAAGGUGGGCUACUCCGAGAGGCAGAGGAGGGACUUCCUGUCCGAGGCGUCAAUCAUGGGCCAGUUCGACCAGCCGAACAUCAUCAGGCUGGAGGGCGUGGUCACCAAGAGCAGGCCCACGAUGAUCAUCACAGAGUUCAUGGAGAACGGAGCGCUUGACUCAUUUCUCCGGCAAAACGAUGGACAGUUCCCGGUGAUCCAGCUAGUUGGUAUGCUGAGGGGCAUCGCAUCAGGAAUGAGGUACCUGGCAGAGAUGAGUUACGUCCACCGGGACCUGGCAGCUCGAAACAUCUUGGUUAACAGUAACCUGGUGUGUAAGGUGUCGGACUUUGGCCUAUCGCGAUAUCUGGAGGAGGACACCUCUGACCCCACCUACACCAGCUCGCUGGGAGGUAAGAUCCCAGUGCGGUGGACGGCACCGGAGGCGAUCGCCUACAGGAAAUUCACGUCAGCUUCAGAUGUGUGGAGUUACGGGAUCGUCACCUGGGAGGUGAUGUCAUACGGAGAGAGACCUUACUGGGACAUGAGCAACCAAGAUGUGAUAAAUGCCAUAGAGCAGGACUUCAGGCUGCCAGCUCCCAUGGACUGCCCGGUUGUGCUGCACCAGCUGAUGCUGGACUGCUGGCAGAAAGACAGGAACGCUCGGCCAAAGUUCCCCGACAUCGUCAGCAUGUUGGACAAGAUGAUACGCAACCCUGCCUCUCUCAAGGCCGGCACCAACAACAUCGGCCCGUGUCCUCCCCAUCAUCCCUUGUUAGACCGUGGAGCUCCAGACCUGAGCAGGGUGAGCUCAGUGGACGACUGGCUUGCUGCACUCAAGAUGACCCAGUACAGAGACUCCUUCCUGGGCUCGGGCUUCACCUCUUUGCCGCUUGUCACACAAAUCACAGCCGAAGACCUGCAGAGGAUUGGAGUGUCUCUCGCCGGACAUCAGAAGAAAAUCCUGACCAGCGUGCAGUCGAUGAGGCACCAAGUCGAUGACCAGUCUCCUACCGAAUCUGUUUAGCCACACGGAGGAUCGACUCAGUAUGAGCCGCUCGACCAGUGAGCCGCCCGCGAGCGAACAGGCUGUCAUCUCACACUUCAGUUUGACCCUCGUACCCUCGAGUAUGUUGUUUUUAAAACAAUCAUCAUAGCAAUUUUUUGGAAGUCUGCACGGCCAGAUCAGACUUCUCUCAUGCUUCCAAACUGAAAAGCCUCCUGGAAUGAAUUCAGUGUACGGGCAUGUUUCUAUACACAGAGAAGAAACAAAAUAAGAAAAAAAAAAAAAAAAAAAAGCAGUGGAAAAUAUAAAACUAGUGCCCUUCAUCCCCACUCACCCGAAAUCUGCUUGAAAGAUAACUUUCAAUUCCAUCACUGAAAUCCACAAAGCGCUUUUAGAAACUGAUUGGAUGUCUUUUCUUUUUAUUGUAAAGCACACAAACGCGCUACUGUGAAGAAGGCUGAGAAGACAUUUUCAUGAAGGAACAUAAACUGAGCUAAAAAGGCUGACAAAAGGUCUUUAAAAGUGGAGACCGUUAUCUCCAGCAUGGUGUGCGAAAAAAAGAAUACUUCAAUGAAUCCAGACCAGAGCCAACAGUUUAAACUGAACUUAUCUUCAUAUUGAAGAGUGUGUACAUAUUAAGAUGUGGAAUGUUUAUUUCCUAUUUGCUCUUUGCCAACAGCAUCCUACACUUUGGUGUCACUGGAGUAUUUGUGACUUCUCAUUUAUUAUCUUUCCCCGUUUGACUCAUCACUGGAACAAACUUUGAAGUGCUGUAGAGUGAAGAAAAAUAGGUUUCACAGUUCUAUUUUUUGUGCUUUCCAUGCAGACAGCCAGCGAGGCCUGGCCUACUUAAAGUACUUAAUGCAGAGAGAACUCAUAAUGGAUGCUGUUUUACAAUCAGCGCAAAUGCCCUCUGAGUAAAGCCAAUUACGGAUCAGAAAAGCAAGAGAAUCAGAUAAAGAAAUAUUAAACCAUAGCAGGGUCUCUGCUCGAGCUCGGAAGCAAAGCAAGCUCGGAGGUACAGAAUAAGAAAACAGCUUAAGAGACCGUGGAUAUAUCGAGUCAUUACCAGCCACCCAGGACGCACCUGUUGCAAACACACUGCGGUGGCCAGACGAUCUCAAAAGACAGAAGAGGUAUUGUCGUCCAAUGUUCUUGUGAUUUGGCUGCAAAGCCUGAAGCCGACUGCCAGUCAAGCAUUAAUACAAUGCAUGAACCAACCAGGAAUCCAAUGCUCAAGUCUGUCGCCGCAUGGAACAAAUCUCAUUUCUGUCUAAACUGUAUGGCUGCCGUCCAGAUGGCAAUCAUCACUCUACAGCAGGCGGUCAGGCAGGGGCCCUUUGUAUUCGCUCUGUUUUAUUCUUAUUCAUCGGUCGCCGGAUAUGUCGUCGGCGUCUGAGUCUGUUUUGACAGUCUCAUUUUCCGAUUGACGUCUCUGAUUAAUUCUGUUGUGUCGGUCUGCAGAUGAAAUGACAUCAAAUGACCUAUCCGUGUUCUCAUCUGUGGACAGCAACCUUUUCAGCGGUGCGCCGUACGCAACCAGCAUUUACAAGAUUGAUUUCUAAUAUGACAGGAAAGGAAAGAUAGUAAAAUACCAAACGCUCUGGGUCAAGAAGGAAAUUGGUAGCUUAUUUUUCAUGUCCCAGCUCUUAAUGUGAUGUUCGACUCAGUAGUUCUCAGAAAAUACGAUAUCAAGAAGGCCUGAUCUCACUGCGGGGCACACUGGUGGAGAAGCGCUGGGAGAUCUCUUUUAUCUGAGCGCUGAGCGGAUUACCAGCUGUGAAACAACAGCAGGCUCGCUCCGCCAUCAGCCCGAACCUCUGGUCAUGCGUGUGCACCCGCAUCCCAAGGAUUACCAGUCAUGAUUUUAUUUGUCAUCCGCGGCGAGCGUCAGUUUUUACUUGUUUGCUUUCAACGUGCUUUACUGCAGCGUGUCUCCGAUGCAUCCUACAAACCGCUGUGUUUGUUUCGCGCCGCUGCUGGGACGCCCUAAAGUCCUUUAUUUAUGAACAUCGUGACAUUGAGAGGGUCCGCGGCCGGUUUAAAACCUCCAAACAUUUCAGUUUUUUUUUUUUUUUUUUCCCGCCGAAACUCUGCUCCGACUGCUGCAAUUGCAUUUGUUGCCUGGCAACGGCAGCUUAUUGAACGUUUUAUUAGGAAGUAUUGAGAUCAACUGGGAGCGUGUCAGUGGUUCAGAGGCAUAAUUCGUUGUAAAUAGAUGCCUCUGGAAAAACAGUUUCAACGCCGGCUCGGGGGUUUAAUAAAGAGUGAGACCACAAGUGUGCCCUAAAAGCUCGCACUGAAUGCCACCUAAAAAAGAAAAAAUUGUCACAGUCGAAAUGAAAGCUAUCAGCAGAGGCAGCCAUCUUACCGCGUUAUGUAACGCGUGGAACUGAGCUUAAUGCGUCUGUCCUUUGCGUUAUGGUUUUUAGGAGGUGAGCUUUCGGACAUUCUUCCUGUGUCUGUGCUUGUUAAAAAAUAAAGAAGGAAUCAAUGAUCUACGGCACUUCUACGGCAAUUCUUAAUAUUAUUAUCCUGGUUUUAGCACAAUGUUCACCGCAAAGAGGAGGUUGGCCUGAGUUUUGUUGCACAAAAUGGGAACUUGUAUUGGUAAAGUAUGCACUCUGUAGAGAUUAAUCCAUGAUGAAGUACUAAAGUACUAAUUAAAAGUUAAAUCCACCCUAAAUCUAUUGAAAGAACAGAGAUGAGUUCUCUGUUUGUAAGCAAAAAAAAAAAAAAAGACUGAGUUAAAAGACUGUCUGAUUAUAUCUGGUCUGAAUUUCUGGAUUAAUCUUCUACUUCAAACUACACGUUUAAUCGUCUUUAUUGAAAGAGGGGAAUUUUAACAUCUAGGUUUUUCUCAUUUUAAAAGCGGUUUUGUUUUGAAUGUAAAAGAAAAAAUCUCCACGCAUCCAGUGAACAUCCGUCCUUGACAUUUUUUUUUACGGACUUUUACACAAAGAAAAAUAGAAAAGAAGUUGAGUUAGAGAUGUUUCUCUUAGACAUUAGCUGUGUUCCAGUUACAAUACAAGCUAAUUCUAGUCGGAAGAAAGUCUUCAUGUUGGAAAAGUGACAGAUUGCACUCAAAACAUGCACAAAGGAAGGGAAGAAACUACCGACAGCUACAAAUAAACAGAAAUCUGAUUGCAGAUUUCGGUGGAGUAGCUUCGUGAAAUAAAAAUUGUCGAAUGGAGGACUUUAUUUGGAUGUGUACAAGUUUAAUUAACGCUGACAUUUAAAAGUCUCAACUUGUUUGUCAUGCAUCAGUGCGUUUAAUGUAUCACGUCGGUAGGAAACAGGCUCCCUGGCAUGUCCUGCCUCGUCAUACUCGCACUUUGUGUGUCAGUCGUCGCGACACACCGAGCUGAUGUCCAGUGUCAGUGGGAGUUCGUGGCCUUCAUCAUUGGCACUAGUCGGAUCCAUUUUUGUGAGCAUAAAGACGGAAAGCUUCUCACAAAAAUAUAAGUCUGUAGUUCUGGCUAGUGGUAAAAAUACCACUUUCGACUUAUAAAAAUAUGGACUUGGAACACAGCUUAUGUUUUAAUAUCAAGGAACCAUUUUGUAUCCUUUAAGGUUUCAUGGUGAUACUUGUUAUUUAUUAGGACUUGCACCGAUCAGCCACAACAUUAAAACCACUUGCAGUAAAAGUGAAUAACAUUGAACAUCUUUUUUCUAUUCAGUGUUCUGCUGUGAAACAUUUGGACCUGGCAGUCAUGUGGAUGUUACUUAAGCAUGUAGCAUCCACCUAGAACUAUAGAAAUGACACCCCUUAACCUAUUCGUCCCUACGCCUUCUUUUCUGCCUCCUGGUAAAAAGGUAAAUCUGAACAAUUUUAGUGAUGUUUUAGCGAAUGUUAUUUUCGCGACUCUUUGGCUUCUAGCUCUCUGAGUUUUUGUCACACACUGAAGAGACAGACAUCGUUGUAAUCAGCAGGAUCUGUGCUUUCAUAUGCUUUGUGUGGCUGUCUUGAAGUGAUGAGGUUAGUAGAAGCACUAAAUGAAAUGUUCGCCACAUUCGUGUUUUCGUCACAUUCUCAUACAAUUGCUUGGGGCUUUAUUUGUGUUCGUUUAGGUGGAAAUGCCAGAUAGAGGCUUUUAGAUGAGUCUCUCCCUGGCAUUUUGGUGUAUUGCAUGUUCAUAAUGGUGCAUGCUAUAAUGCGUUAAGAUCGUCUGUAGAGCACGGAUCUGACGUCAUUAAACGGCAGCAGCCACCCCCAGCAGGAUGCAGUCUGACACAGGCACAGACAUGAAAAUGGUUUAGGAAUAACUAAAAAAAAAACCCUGAAGAACAGCAUUUCAAAAGAUUUAAAACUGUGGUAUGCACUACGACAAGUCUGAUCCACAGAGGCCCCUGCACAAUAGAGACCUACACAAUAUUAGGAAGGUGGUCAUAACGUUAUGCCUGAUCGGUUUACUUUUGUUAUGAUGUAUUGCAUGAGAUGUUUUUUUUAUUUUUCCUUUUUUAUUUUUUUAGUGUGGGAAACUUCUGCUCUGUAUAUACAAACCUGAUUAUUUUGUGAAGUGUAUAUAUGUGACCACAGCCCAUUUCAUUUGUAAAAAAAAAAAAAAAAAAAAAACUCAAAAUGUUUCAUGCAGCUGUGACGCAUUCUGGUCCGCUGGGAUUACCGUCAGUGGAAACCGCGAUGAGUUCACUUCUAAAUGGAGGCACAGAACCUGACAUUUACUGCAGAUGUUCCAGAUAAAAACUCCAUCCAGGCACCAGUGCAGCUGGAAAUACAUCAACGUGGUGUCACAUUAUGUUUGGCCAGCACAAGAAUAGGAAGAAAAAAUAAACCACUAAACAACAAGAAAGGCAGGGAAAUGCAAGAUGAGUCUCCUCAAAGCGCUUUAGGGUGGAUUUAUCUUUUAAUUGCAGAUAUUUUUCCUUUGGAAGCCGGUUUGGUGUAAUAGAUUCUGUAGGUGAGGCUGAAGAUGGAGAUGAGAGUAGCCAUGAAGAAAGGGAAAAAGUGAAAGGGAAUAGGUAAUAUAGAGGGCAAAAAGAGAGAGGAGGAGGAGGAGAGGGCAGCAAAGCUCGACUGUGUUUGAAUAAAAAUGAGGCUGGGUGUGGAGAGAUUAGUCUCUCUGUUUUUGUCUUUCCUCCUUCUUUUCCUCUUAAUGCCCCGCAACCUCUCUGAACAACUCACUGUGCUUCCAGUCCACAUUUCCCCUGUCUCCUUUGACUAACAGCUUAAAGGCAAAACUGUCGUCCUUUUUUUUUUCAGAUGCACCAUUCUCGCAAACAUUUUGAACUUGGAUCUCUUAAGGAUUUAUUGGCACGUACAGCAUCUUUCACGCAAAACCCCUGCAGUCUUUUGUUUUGGGUUUCCAGGAGAGUAUUUUUUCCUUCUUCUUCUUUUUUUUACCUGUUUAGCUCCAUGUGUGCGGUCUUUCAGAGUUAUAUCAACCUAACCAGAACUGACAGACUCUGGCUGAACACAUGCAGUAAAGGUUUUGUGGUCGGUUCAUUAGACACUGAAAUUUCUCAGCUACUGCAAAACUGGUUGCUUUGAGAUCUUGUAUAGAGGUUUUACAUUUAAUUCAAUUCAUGACCAAAUACUUGCUAAACUAUUGUCAUCACUGUUUGUUCUGAUAUAGAGCGCCAAUCACAGAACUGUGAACAUCACUUUUUUUUUUGUCCAAAUGUAAAAACGAUUUCUUCUGAAUCUCAAUUUAUUCAGUGUUUCAUCAGACUUACCUGAACUGAAUCCGUCUGUUUCUCUUUAUUUUUCUUCUAAUUGCUUGCCAUACUUUUCAGUAUGUAUGUAAUGUACGGUUUCUCUUGAGAAAAAAAAGAAAAGAAAAAAAGAAAAACGGCUCAAUAAUCAGCUGUAGUCUGCCUUUCUCUGUUUACCUACAAUACUGUUAUAGGUGUUACUGCUCAUAUAGUCAGAGCAUCCCACUGUAAUGUAUAAUAAUACUGUAAGAUAAUGUGAGUAUGCGCACGCUUGUGCAUCUUGUGUGUUUGUGUGCGGGUGUAAUAUAUUGUGCGUGUGAGCGUGCGUGCGUGUGUGCGUGUGCUGUUCAGUGUACAGUAACAUGUUUGUACAUCGUGCGUGUGAGUUUGUAGCUGUGAACUUUCUGAAUCUUACAUUUACAAGGCACUGUUUGUCAAUAAAGAAGACGAAUCAAACUCA